UAACGUUGCUAUUAAACCUAAAUGGGUAAGGGUGUCUCAGCCCACUACAAUUGAAACGGUGAGGAGCAAGCAAGCUCAUUUUGAUACGUUAAUCCUGCACCGAGUCCUAUUGAGAGUCUGCUGCAAAACCCUAAAACCUCGAACGUCCUCUGCGCAUGAAUCCUAAAUCGACCAGUACCCUUCCGAUUCUCCUGCAAAAGGAGAGCUAUGAGCACCUAUUGUUCAUCCGAAUCCCAAGAUAAUGAAUAUAAUUGAGGGUGUUAUUAGUGUUCACUUCAUUUUCUUAGCAACAAUGCGACUUUACCUGCGCGGUCUCUUCCACGUUGGUCGUAGAGCCUCUUGCCGUGUAAGCCCUCUCUCUCCGAACACCCUGAACUCCAUUAACCCAUUUUUCAAUACUAUCACUGUUUCUUCAUCGCAUGGUUCUUUCCUUGAUUGCCCUUUGAUUUGGUUCACCAGCUUCCUCUGCAUAAUCAGAUACCCUUUUGUCAGCAAAUCUAGCCCCAACAGUAUUUGCGAUGAUAUUAGUAAAGAAUCAAUUUGUAAUAUUAUUCAAAUUAUUCAGCAAGAGCCGUGGGAUGACAAUAGGAUUAUCGGUUUAUUUGACUCGGCGCUGGCGCCCAUAUGGAUGUCUAGGGUUUUGGUGGAAUUGAAAGGGGAUCCAAAGUUAGCUUUGCGGUUCUUCAAAUGGACAGGAAGCCGAAUCGGGUUUUGCCACACAACGGAGUCCUAUUGUAUUUUGAUUCAUAUGUUGUUUUACGCGAGAAUGUACUUCGACACUCAUAGGAUUAUUAGAGAGUUAGUUUUGUUGAAGUGGGUUUUGCCAGGUUGCCAUGUGUUUGACGUAUUGUGGUCGACAAGGGGUGUUUGUGUUCCAGGGUUUGGUGUGUUUGAUGCUUUAUUUAGUGUUCUGACUGGGCUAGGAAUGCUGGAGGAAGCGAGCGAGUGUUUUUUGAGGAUGGAGAAGUACAGGGUUUUGCCAAAAGCUCGGUCUUGUAAUGAACUUUUGCAUAGGCUUUCAAAGUCAGGGAAGAGAGAAUUGUCGAGGAAGUUUUUUGAAGAUAUGGUUGAGGCUGGAAUUAGCCCUUCGGUUUUCACUUAUAAUAUAAUGAUAGACUAUAUGUGCAAAGGAGGAGAUUUGGGAGCCGCUAGAAGCUUGUUCGAAAAAAUGAAACAAACUGGCCUUAUGCCCGAUGUUGUCACAUAUAAUUCUCUUAUUGAUGGACAUGGAAAGUUUGGGUUCUUGGAUGAAUCAGCUAGUAUAUUUGAAGAAAUGAAGGAUGCAGGUUGUGAACCUGAUGUAAUAACGUAUAAUGCUUUAAUUAAUUCUUUCUGUAAAUUUGAAAGAAUGCCUCAAGCUUUUGAGUUUCUUCAUGAGAUGAAGAUCAAUGGGGUGGUACUGAAUGUUGUAACUUAUAGCACAUUAAUCGAUGCAUUUUGUAAGGAAGGGAUGAUGCAAGAGGCAAUUAAAUUUUUUGUUUACAUGAGACGUGUUGGUCUUCUGCCGAAUGAAUUUACUUACACUUCUCUGAUUGAUGCAAGUUGUAAAUUAGGCAAUCUAAAUGAUGCUUUGAAACUGGCUAAUGAGAUGCUGCAGGCAGGAGUUAACUUGAAUAUUGUCACCUACACAGCUCUAGUGGAUGGUCUUUGUGAAGGUGGGAGGAUAAAGGAAGCAGAAGAAGUUUUUCAGGCAAUGCUGAAAGCUGGAGUAAUUCCUAACCAGAAAACUUAUACUGCCCUUGUCCAUGGGUAUAUUAAGGCUAGUAAAAUUGAGAGUGCUAUGGAUAUGUUGACAGAAAUGAAGGAGAAGAGCAUCAUACCCGAUAUAGUGCUGUAUGGGACCAUCAUUUGGUGCCUGUGCAGCCAAAAUAAGCUUGAAGAAUCUAAGCUUUUAAUCAGGGAAAUGAGUGCUUGUGGUGUAAGUGCAAAUCAGUUUAUAUACACAACCCUUAUGGAUGCUUAUUUCAAGGCAGGAAAAACUGCAGAGGCUCUCAAUCUGCUACAGGAGUUACUGGACUUGAAUAUUGAGGUCAGUGUUGUUACUUAUUGUGCACUAAUUGAUGGUUUGUGCAAAAUGGGAUUGGUUGAAGAGGCAAUCAAGCAUUUUAAUAGCAUGAACGACAUUGGUAUGAAACCUAAUGUUGCAGUUUAUACAGCAUUAAUUGAUGGUCUUUGUAAAAAUAAUAGUAUUGAAGCAGCCAAGAAGCUGUUUGAUGAAAUGCUGGACAAGGGUGUGAUUCCUGAUAGAAGUUCUUACACUGCUUUAAUUGAUGGGAACUUAAAGCAUGGGAAUCUUCAGGAAGCUUUGAAUUUGCGAGAUAUAAUGAUUGAUUUGGGUAUGGAGUUUGAUCUGCCGGCAUAUACUUCUUUGAUUUGGGGUUUUUCUCGGUGUGGCGAGGUGCAACGAGCAAAGGAGCUGUUUGAUGAGAUGAUUCAGAGGGGUAUCCAUCCCGAUGAGAUUCUGUGUAUAUGUCUAUUGAGGAAGUAUUAUGAGCUGGGAAAAGUGGAUGAAGCCAUUGAAUUGCAAAAUGUGAUGGUCAAAAAGUGUCUAAUUACUUGCAGUGAUGAUCUCGCAGUUCCUACUUUACAAACUUGAGAGAGAAAUAUAUUUCCAGCCUUAGUUCGACGGAGCUGUGUUCAGUGUUUGGAUCAGAAACACAACACAGUUUACCUUUCCUAAGUGGGAAUAUGAGAACCCACGUUUCCUGGAGUAUAUAUGAUGUCAGAAAAUGCUCUUGGACAUUCGUGCCAACUUUGAACACCUACAGUUAUCUUUGUUGUGCGGUAUCAUAGCCUUGAGGUGGUUGCCCAAUUGCAUGACAAGCAUCAACAGAAAGAUGACUAAGAUGCGGAAUUGAGUGGAUGAAGAUUAUAUGCAUAAGCCCCAAGCUCAACCCCAAAGGAAUUUCUUUUAUGCUUGUGUAAUGCUCUGGAAUUUCAAGUGGCACAACAACAUAGAUUUAUAUAUUUUUGGGAAAGCAUGCCAUACACACCCAUGUGGUUUGGUCUUUUGAGACCCCAUUUUCAAAAAGUGAGCAUUUAAGACCUUAGUUUUGGAACUGUUGAAAUUUAAAAGCCUUUUUGUAGUUUUUUAACAAAAGAAAAGGGGGGGGGGGGGGGGGGGGGCAGGUGAGAUCCCCACGAUGGGCGGUAGGCCAAUGGCCCCUUGCGGUUUACGGGUGGGGAGAGAUAAUCCUGCUGGGUGGGUUGAUGGGUGGUGGGAGAUCCUUCUGUGCCAGCUGCCCACCAUGAACGGUUGAGUAUCCAUUUCUUUUUGGAAGGUAUAAACUUAAUUUCCAUUCUUUUUUGUUGAAGUACUACUAGAAUCCUUUGAAAGCAAAAAUUCUGUCUCAGAUGUUCGCUUUUGGAACUACAGUCUCAAAAAUGCCAGACCACCACAAUGGGCGUGUGGAAUAUCUUCCCUAUGCUUUUUGAACAUGUGCCAGUCGUUUACUUGUGACCUUGUGUUAAAUAAGUUUUGGUAUUCUUUGUACUUGUCUACAAAAGCUAUCAUUGAUGGCAAAUCUCAAAUGCACUUUGUUUUUGGUGCUAAUCAAAACAACCAUGAUAUGCUGCUUUAAAGACCAAGUGUUUCGCGGUGGGUAUGUGAGACUGCUAUUUAUUUAUUGAGCUUUGUUUUGCACGC
Messenger RNA from Juglans microcarpa x Juglans regia, 3646 nucleotides. RefSeq names its product putative pentatricopeptide repeat-containing protein At2g02150. The record is from RefSeq and is a predicted model, not a curated record. Bases 242 to 2596 code for a protein of 784 amino acids. Gene Ontology annotation, molecular function: protein binding. NCBI's taxonomy places the organism in Eukaryota, Viridiplantae, Streptophyta, Magnoliopsida, Fagales, Juglandaceae. The transcript is spliced from 4 exons.